AUGGGCCGCCCAGACGUACAAGCGGACGCACGCCGCGUGCUCGAGGUCCUCAAGCGCGGCGGCAUCGCCAUCUGCCCGGCGGACGUCGGCUACGCCGUGAUGGCGACGAACGUCAAGUCGCUCGAGAAGAUCUUCCCGAUGAAGCAGCGCGGCGCGCACAAGCGGCACGCGGGCAUCGGCUCCUACGCCAUCCACCGCGCCGUCCACGUCGUCGACCCCCUGCACCGCGAGAUCAUCGACCACCUCGCGCUCGACCUUGAAAUCCCCGUCGGCGUCAUCGCCCGCUACGAUCACGAGCAUCCGAUGGUGAAGAAUAUCGACCCUGAUACCCUGCAGGCGGUCGAUGUUAAUGGUAGUCUGUCGCUGCUGGUCAAUACGGGCGCGUUCCAGGAUGCGCUGACGAGCUUGACGUUCGCGGAGAAUAUUCCGCUGCUCGGGAGCUCGGCGAAGUUGUCGGGGACCGGCACCAAGUACCGCGUCGACGACAUCAACAAGGAGCUCCUCGCGAUCGCGGACAUCGUGAUCGACUACGGGCUGCUGAAGUGGUGGGUGCACGGGCGCAGCUCGACGCUGCUGGACUUCAGCGGGCCGUCCGUGGACGUCAUCAGGAUCGGGGCCUGCUACGACGUGAUGCGGGACGUGCUCAAGCGCCGGUGGAACAUCGAGCUGCCGCCAGACCCCGGGAUGGAGUCCUCGAGGUUCGGGCACAUGAGGAAUCUAGAUCCGGUGGAGGCGCUGCAGAAGUUGAUUCAGGCGGAGGCGAAUGGGAAUGGUAAAUGA
Molecule: messenger RNA, 780 nt
Organism: Hypoxylon fragiforme
Lineage: Eukaryota; Fungi; Ascomycota; Sordariomycetes; Xylariales; Hypoxylaceae
Exons: 2
Coding region: 1-780 (259 amino acids)
Molecular function (GO): double-stranded RNA binding
Source: RefSeq, a predicted model, not a curated record